AAAUAUUUUGUCACCAAAAUCUAAUGCAUGUGGCAAGAAAUUUGAGCUGAAGAUUGAUGAAGUGUUAUUUGUGGGCCAUCCGACACUGGCUUAUGAAAGACAAGACAGAGAAUUCAAGAGAAGUGAUACCUCAUCUAGGAAGGAUGAUGUCAUGAUGAAACUGUUCAAUGUUGUCUUUGUACUCCAG
Pocillopora damicornis (cauliflower coral) is the source of this 187-nucleotide messenger RNA. Its product is annotated as GATOR1 complex protein NPRL3. Gene Ontology annotation, cellular component: GATOR1 complex. Gene Ontology annotation, biological process: TORC1 signaling; positive regulation of autophagy; cellular response to amino acid starvation. The record is from RefSeq and is a predicted model, not a curated record. NCBI's taxonomy places the organism in Eukaryota, Metazoa, Cnidaria, Anthozoa, Scleractinia, Pocilloporidae.